This is a messenger RNA of Diplodia corticola, 1785 nucleotides long. RefSeq lists its product as uncharacterized. Bases 1 to 1785 code for a protein of 594 amino acids. The record is from RefSeq and is a predicted model, not a curated record. Lineage: Eukaryota; Fungi; Ascomycota; Dothideomycetes; Botryosphaeriales; Botryosphaeriaceae. The transcript has 2 exons. Gene Ontology annotation, molecular function: protein binding.
AUGGCGACGCCGCCAGAUCAAACCACGCACAGCUGGCCGUUGGACGUCGACCUCACGCCCACCGACACAGCUAAUACUUCCACGCAGACGGCCAUCUGCUUCCACGGCCAAGGCUUCCUGCGCAUCAGCUUUAUGCGGACCGUGCGGGUUUGCGACAACGACGACGAUGAUACGGUCUCCAACCUGCCGCCGGGCUUUGGUCCGUUUCCGCUGUACCGCGUCAGCGACCAUCCCGAGGCUUUCCCCGCCUCUGGCGAUCGGCCGGAGAAGGGGUACUUCUUCCCGAUGCACCAACGCGAGGCCAUGUGGAUCGAAUUCAGCUCCAACCGCCCCUUCGCCGUCAAGAUCUUUGUCGGAGGCAUAAACGCCAUCUCCGGCGAGCGCCAGCACGACGCCUCCUCCUCCUCCGACGAAUCGAGCGCCCAGUCCCAACAACCGCCGGCAAACCACAAUCAAGGCCGCAGCCAGCCCAGCAACAGCAACAGCAGCAGCAGCAGCAGCAGCAGCAGCAGCAGCAGCAUCCAAGACUACAUCGUCACCCCGCACCAGCGCUGGCUCGACGGCAUCGCCUCCUCCUCCACCACCAACACCGUCCGCCAAUUCGUCGCCAUGCCCAUCAACAGCGGCUACUCGGUCGCCGCGCAGCUCGCGUCCAGCAGGGGCGCCGUCGAAGCCGGCGGCCCAGCCAACGGGGAAGCAGCAGCGGAAGCAGCAGCAGCAGCAGCAGCAGCAGCAGCAGCAAGCAUCCGGCUCGAAGUGACGCCGCAACGCACUUCAUCAUCGCUCCCCCCACCCGCUCCGGCUCCGGCACUGCACGCGCCGCCCAUGCAGCCCACCAUGCCGCUCUUCGUCCGGCUGCCCACGGGCCGGCGGCUGGCGCUGACGGCGCGCCCCGACACCACGGUGCACGAGCUCAAGUGCCGCAUUGGGCAGGAGGAGCCCGGCCUGCCGGCCAAGCGGCAGCGCCUGCUCUGGGCGGGGAGGCACAUGGUCGACGAGGCGACGCUGCGCGACCACGGCGUCCCGCGGGAGGCCACGCUCUACGCCAUGCUCAGCCUGCGCGGAGGGGGCCGGGCGGCGGCGGCGGCGGCGCCCCAGUCGUUGUCGCCGUCGUCGUCUUCUUCGUCGUUGUCGGGAGGACCGCCGCCGCCGCCGCCGCAGCAGCAGCAGCAGCAGGACGACGGAGAAUUACUAGGCAAAAUGUCCAUCGCUCCCGGCGGCCUCAUCAAGCAAUCCGUCAUCCGCGACGACGAUGAUGAGAUGACGUCGUGGGACACGUCCCGCACCACGGCCGUCGACGUCCACAUUGUCGACUCCGCCGUCUUCGGGCGCAUCGCCGGGCCACACGCAACGACGACGCCCCCCAUCACGGCCGAGACGUACGCCAAGGCCGGGCAUCCGUACUACGACGUCCACGACGGGACGCAACUUCCGGGAUCCAGCGGCCCGCCGGCGGCGCCAUUUGAGGGCGUGCGGUCCGUCAACCAGCUCGACAAGGAGAAGAGGCGGAGCAUGCGCGGUACCGACGACGACGACGACGACGGCGGCGGCGGCGGCGGGGGGAAUGCUGCUGCUGCUGCUGCCGCCAUCGAGGCUGCCAUUCGGGAGGUGGACGACGAUUACAGUACGGCGUGUCCCGUCGUCGAGCUGGAUGAUCGUAGAGGCGAGGUGCUGCCCUUCAGUCAUCGUCACGUGCGGGCGGCGCCGUUCUGUCAGGUGGAGAACCUGGACGACGGGGUGGACGAUCUGGACGACCAGGUUGAGGAGUUUGGGGGUGGGUGGUGA